AUGAUACAUAUAUAUAUAGAUAUUAGCUUGGGCAAUUUGGGCUCAAGUGCUGUGACUGACUCUUGCCCGCGCUCGAACUCCUCAUUGAACUGGGCUGUCACAGCUAUGGACGCUGCUCGUGAGUACUUGGAGGCACAGCUCCCCAGGGAGACCACUGGAUGUGAGAAGGAACCAUGCUCGGAAUUCUGCACUGCGCUCUGCUGUCCUGUGUUGUCUGACUGUGGCAGCCUCGCUGCCCGAAGCGAUGACUCGGAUGAUGGGGAGGAGAGCGAGCCAGACAUUGCACCGAGCCAUAGGCUCCGCUGUGCCAAGAGGUCUCCUCCACCGACCAGGCGCACAUCGUUGAGCCCACCAGAGGCACGAUCUCGGAUGCGAUCGAUCUACGCGAAGAAGGGACCCGCUCCACGUGCCGAAGUGGUCCCUCGCAGAGCUAGGCCUUCUCUCUCCUCUACGAUCUCGAGCUCUGUGACUGCUGCUGCUCUUCCGCAAGCAGGGUCGCGGCUGAGUCGCUGCAGCGUGACGUCACAAACCUCCAACCAUCCUUCCCUUCGAUCUGGCCGGGUGACGUACAAGUUCAGCCAGUAUGGUAUGCCCAUUCGUACACCAUUGCCAUCCAGCCGUGUGCGGAGGGCCUCUGUGCCAGCAGUGACACGCAAGGUCUCCCCGUAUCCCUUUGAGGUGCGGAUCCGGCCCAGGAGGACUUCUUCUGUGGCCUCGUCGCGGAGACCUUCGGUCUCUUCCUCUGCUCCUGUUUGGCCUCUCUACGGCACAUUGGAUGCCUCGACAGCUUCCAGCCUUGGCGGCAGCUUGAUCUGCAGCUCAGGUCGCACCAGGUCGCCCGUUGCCUGGACACUCCCUGUUCAUGUCGGUUCACCACUGCUGUCAUCCAGGGAACGUCUUCCCAUGGCGCAGGUGGCAAUGCACAAGAGCCAGAUCGCCAGCGGCAGUACCAGUACGUAUUCUGGAGCAAGUGCACAGAGCUCGGGGACGCCUCCUCAGCUCAGCUCCCCUGCAGAGACGCCGCCCUUGGCACCCGUGCUUGAAGCAUAUACUGAAGGCAGCUGGGAUGGAUCUACACGCGUAAAGGUCGUCCGUUUCCGCCAGGGGUCAGCCAGCAUCAUUGGCUCACCCGAAGUCGCUUCUGAUGAGGCUGAGAAGAUGCAGGCUUGCGAUCGUGAGCUAAAUCCGCGCUCCGGGAUCUAUGGAGGAGCCUAG
Messenger RNA from Durusdinium trenchii, 1215 nucleotides. Lineage: Eukaryota; Dinophyceae; Suessiales; Symbiodiniaceae. The record is from the annotation of a GenBank genome assembly.